AUGGCCGAGGGUGGUGAUGCGAACCUUAUCGGCCAGUUCGGCGUCGGCUUCUACAGUGCCUUCCUGGUAGCUGACAAGGUGUCGGUGACCUCCAAGUGCAACGAUGACCCGGUGCAGCACGUGUGGGAGUCCUCAGCAGAUGCUUCUUUCACAGUGGUGGAUGACCCUCGAGGCAACACCCUGGGCCGAGGCACGAGGGUGACGCUCCACCUGAAAGAGGAUGCUCACGACUACUUGUCCGAGGACAAGCUGAAGGAGAGCGCCAAGAAGUACUCCCAGUUCAUCCAGUUCCCCAUCUACGUGAAGGUGAAGAAGGAGGUGGAUGCAGAGGCCGAGGAAGAUGACGACGAUGACGACAAGGAUGACGAGGAGGAGAAGGACGACGUAGAGACGAAGGACGAAGAGGAGAAAGAGGAGGAAGACAAGAAGCCCAAGAAGAAAACCGUCUUCGAAUGGGAGCAGGUGAACACCCAGAAGGCCAUCUGGCUCCGUGCCAAGGAGGAUGUGACAGAGGAGGAGUACAAUGAGUUCUACAAGAGCAUCUCCAAGGACUACCUGGACCCGCUGGCGUACACACACUUCAAUGCAGAGGGCGAGAUCGAAUUCAAGUCAAUUCUCUUCCUGCCCAAGAAGGCCCCUUUCGACAUGAUGGACAACUACUGGACCAAGAAGUCCGAGGUGAAGCUCUUCGUCCGGCGUGUGCUGGUGGCCGAGAAGUUCGACGAGCUGCUGCCUCGAUACCUGAACUUCGUGCGAGGCGUCGUGGACUCAGACGACCUUCCUUUGAACGUGUCCCGCGAGCAGCUGCAGCAGAACAAGAUCAUGAAGGUGAUCUCCAAGAAGCUGGUGCGCAAGGUUUUGGAGCUGAUGAAGAAGCUGGCCAAGGACGAGGAGUCCGGCGGUGAUGACGAGGACGAGGAGAAGGAAGACGAGGAGAAGGAGGAGAAGGAGGAGAAGAAGGAGAAGAAGGACGAGGAGGGUCUCUGGAGCAAGUUCUGGAAGGAGUUCAACAAGAACUUGAAGAUGGGCUGCUACGAGGACGACUCGAACCGCUCGAAGCUCUCAAAGCUGCUGCGUUUCUUCACCACCAAGUCCGACGGCAAGGAGGUGAGCUUGGACAAGUAUCUGGACCGCAUGCAGGAAAGCCAGGAGAGCAUUUACUACAUGUCCGGUGAGUCCCUGGAGACCAUGAAGAAAGCUCCGGCCCUUCAGAUCUUCCUCAAGAAGGACUUAGAGGUCCUGAUGCUGCCGGACCACCUGGACGAGCCGUGCUUGCAGAAGCUGGCGGACUACGAGGGCAAGAAGUUCGUGUCUAUCCAGAAGGCCGACGUGAAGCUGGACGAGACGGAAGAUGAGAAGAAAAAGUUCAACAAAAUCAAGGACAUGUACAAGCCCCUGACGGACUGGUGGAAGAAGAAGCUAACGGACUUGACGGAAAGUGGUGCCAUGAAGGAGGCCGGCGUGAAGGUGGAGAAGGUCGAGGUCUCCAAGAGACUGACGGACUCGCCGGUGGUGGUGGUGACCUCACAAUUCGGCUACUCGGCCCAGCAGGAGAAGGUCAUGAAAUCCCAGGCCUUCCAGAACAAGGAGCAGCUCUCCAUGAUGGCCGGCCGCAAGACGCUGGAGGUCAACCCGAACCAUCCGGUGAUCGUGGACCUCCUCGCGAAGGUGAAGGCCAGCGAGAGCGACGAGGCCGCCGCAGGGACGGCGGAGGUGCUCUUUCAGACAGCAUUGAUCGAGUCUGGCUUCGAGAUCGCCGACCCGUCCGCCCUUGUGAACCAUGUCUACAGACUUAUGUCCAAGGAGCUCGGCGUGAACCCGGAUGCGCCCCUCAAGGAGAUUGAGGUGCCCGAGGAGGAGGAAGAGGCCGAGGAGGAGGACAAGGAGGAGGACGACUCCGAGGAGGAUUCCAAGGAGGACAAGGAG
Molecule: messenger RNA, 1926 nt
Organism: Symbiodinium necroappetens
Lineage: Eukaryota; Dinophyceae; Suessiales; Symbiodiniaceae
Source: the annotation of a GenBank genome assembly